GAGAAAAUACACUCAAUUUGAAAUGCCAUAUUCUGAAGACUAUAUUAAAAAUAAACUAAGUAAAGUACUAGAUCCUUCACACAUUGAAAUUGAAGACCAAUCGGAUGGUUGUGGUUCAAAAUUUUCUGUAGUGAUCGUAUCCGAAAAAUUUCAAGGGAAAUCUUUAUUGCAACGCCACAGACUCGUCAAUUCAAUUUUGGAGGAAGAAUUGAAAGAAAUUCAUGCUUUUUCGCAAAAAACAUUAACUCCCGAGCAAUGGGAAAGCCGCCAACACAAUAAUUAAUAAAAAUUGUAAAAUUGAAUAAAAACAAUUGAUCUUGA
Messenger RNA from Microplitis demolitor, 321 nucleotides. Its product is annotated as bolA-like protein 2. The coding region runs from base 23 to 283 and encodes 86 amino acids. Gene Ontology annotation, molecular function: 2 iron, 2 sulfur cluster binding. NCBI's taxonomy places the organism in Eukaryota, Metazoa, Arthropoda, Insecta, Hymenoptera, Braconidae. The transcript is spliced from 3 exons. The record is from RefSeq and is a predicted model, not a curated record. Gene Ontology annotation, cellular component: nucleus; cytosol. Gene Ontology annotation, biological process: intracellular iron ion homeostasis.